Ostreococcus tauri is the source of this 4362-nucleotide messenger RNA. RefSeq names its product SEC7-like. The record is from RefSeq and is a predicted model, not a curated record. Lineage: Eukaryota; Viridiplantae; Chlorophyta; Mamiellophyceae; Mamiellales; Bathycoccaceae. Gene Ontology annotation, molecular function: guanyl-nucleotide exchange factor activity. The transcript has a single exon. Gene Ontology annotation, biological process: regulation of ARF protein signal transduction. Bases 1 to 4362 code for a protein of 1453 amino acids.
AUGUCCGACGCGCGCACCCCGCGCGGGAAACGCGUGGACGAUCGAUCCGGCGCCUUUGACGCCCAGUCCUUCGCGCGCAUCGUCAAGCGAGAGGCGAAACAACUCGCCGCGUUCAUUCGAUCGAGCGCGCGGUACGCCGCGCGUCACGCCUCCGCGCCGAGCGCUUUGAACGCGUACGGACUGUACGGCGACGCGUCGUACGGCGACGACGAUGACGCGCACGACGCGCUGCUCGACGCGCUGUCAAACGUGCGAUCGAUCGAGAGAGGGAGACGCGCGGACGAGGCGAGAGGCGCGGCGCGCGCGGAGACGGCGACGAGAUCGAGUCGAGACGACGCGGUGAAGGACGCGGAUGAGCAUGGUGAUGAUGCGACAGCGAUGAUUGAACCGUUUUUGAACGUGGUGCGAAGCGUGGAGACGGGAGGGAUGGUGACGAGCGCGGCGUUGGUGGCGAUCUUGAAGAUCUUGAAGAGCGGACGGGCGACGCGAGACUUGCCGGGCGGCGCGGGAAGGUUCGUGCACGCGGUCGCGGACGCGGUGACUCUGUGCCGGUUCGAGGCGACGAGCGCGGAAGAUGACGAUGCGGUAUUGAGCCAGAUCCUGUACGUGUUGGCGGCGUGUGUGGAGUGCGAUUGCGGCGACGCGCUGAGCGACGACGAUUUGUGCGACGUGUUUCAGGCGUGCUACAGGAUUGGACAUCAGAGCGGUAAGGAGACCCCGUUGUUGCGAGAGCUGAGUAAGCAGACUUUGAGUGAGAUUGUUUACCACAUCAGUCAGCGCACGGGUGAGAUCGUCCGCGCGACGGCGGUGGCGACGGCGAACAGUAGAGAAGGUAAGGCGCCGAGACUGAUGUCGCCAAGAAACGCGGUGAUCCUCCCGCCAACGCCAACCCCUGUGGUGCCCGCGACCGAAGGCGAGGAGGAUCCGGGGAGUCCACAGGAAGUGGCAGGUCCGGGGACGGACAUCACUGCGCACGAGCACUCGGAAACGGCGAAGGAUCCGCACGGAUUGCCAGCGUUGAUUGAAAUUUUCCGCUUCGCUGUGAGUCUCAUAGCUCCUGACACGCACGGUCGUGGGUCGGAGGACGCGAACAGCUUGUUCGGUUUGAAGCUCGUGACUAUAAUGCUCGAUGGCAACACCCAGCACUUCCGAACGAAUCGUGCGCUCAUGAGUUUGAUUUUGGACGACCUCUCUCGUGCCUUGUGCGGAGUCGUCGUCUCGUGCUCAGCGAACGUGUUGGCGGCGACGACGUCCCUCAUCACAGCUAUCUACGCGGAUUUCAGGGAAGAUCUCAAACUACACUUGGAGGCAUUCGUGCGCAUGGUGAUUUUGCCGCUAUGCUCGAGCGUUAAGGGCGGUCAUGACCAGACGCAGCUUGUGGCACUGGACGCGCUCGUCGAAUUGUGCAGGGAGGAGCACUUCGCAACCGAUUUAUACAUGUACUACGACUGUGAUCUGACCAAGCCAAACGUUUUCGAAGAGGUGGCGACCGUGUUGGCACAGACGUCAUAUCCCGGAGAUGCCACGCUCGCUCCAGUGCAUCUGCUCAGCCUGGAAGGUCUGUUAUCUAUUGUCCAAGCCGUUUCGAACCGAGCUCGAUGGGCGUCGCCGAGACAGGCUUUUGAUUUCGCGAACAAUUCGGUGAUCGAUCCCUGGUCCCUUGACGACGGUUCGAGCGCGAUUGGGUCCGAACGAUUCAAAGCUCUGGCGAGAAUGAAGUACUUUAAGCGACGAUUAUUGAGCGCCGCGGAGCACUUCAAUCGUUCGUACAAGAAGGGGUUGGCGUACAUGCAAGAGAUCAAGCUCCUGCCGGAUCCGCUCGAGCCUGUUGGAGUGGCGAAAUUUUUGAAGUUCGCUCCAGGGUUGGACAAAGAGGUUGUCGGUGACUACCUCGGCGAGCCAGCGGCGUUCGUCAUUUCGGUAUUGGACGAGUACACCAAGCUGUUUGACUUUAGAGACGUAACGCUGGAUCGGGCGUUGAGAUCGUUCUUAUCGGGAUUCAAGCUGCCGGGUGAGGCGCAAAAAAUUUCGCGAAUCCUCGAGUGCUUCGCCGCUCGGUAUUAUGAGUCCAAUCCGGACUCGGUGGCGGACGCUGACUCGGCGUACGUGCUAUCCUACAGCAUCAUUAUGCUCAACACGGAUCAGCACAACGCGCAAGUAAAGAACAAGAUGACGCUGGAGCAGUUUAUUCGAAACAACAGAGGGACGAACGGCGGCGAGGACUGGCCCGCUGAGGUGCUUGUCAACAUAUUCGACUCAAUCGUCACUGAUGAAAUCAAACUCGACGCCGGUGGUGCAUCGAGCCUGACGCCGAGUCGAUGGGAACAACUCUUGCGAGACGUGAAUGCUGGCAGAGGAAAGUUGCAGGCCACGCCUGACCACGUUGAGGCAGCCCUGUACGACGGUGAGUUGUUCGGCAUCAUUUGGGGUUCGACAGCCGCCGCGAUUUCUGCUGUGUUUGAACACACAGCGGACGAUGCGGUGAUGCAAUCGAGCUUGCUCGGAUUCUUGUCCGUGGCGAAUAUCUCCGCCUCGCACGGCAUGUCCGAGGUACUCGACCAGCUCGUCGCUACGCUGUGCAAGUUCGCGAACGAAGGUUUGACGAGAGAAGAGGUGUUGCCCUCCGGAGAGCGUUCUCGCCCACUCGUCGUCUUUGGCGAAGACGUCAGAGCGUGCGCUGCGACGAGGACCGUCUUUGGUAUAGCGCACAAGCACGGCGACGUUCUCCGACAAGCAUGGUGCAACAUUUUGGACACGGUUCUGCGCAUGACAAAGGUUGGUUUAGUUUCGGAGAAUCUCUUCAUCGCCGACGAUGAGUCUUCGUACAGAUCCGAGAUGCAAACAAAGCGCAUUCGCGACAUCGCUCGGGCGAAGAGAAGUCAAGGAUCGUCGCUUCUUCGUUCGUUUUCCGCCAUGAUUGCAGGCGAUGACGGACGUGACACACCUUUGCCGCCGCCAACAGAAGCGGAACAAAGAAUAGAAGACCUGGCCACUGCGUGCGUGAGCGCCUGUCGCGUGAAAGAGAUUUUCUCUGAUACCAAGUUUUUGGAGCUCGAGUCGUUGACUUAUCUCAUGAGAGCGCUCGUCUGGGCCGCUGGGGAUCCGGCUCUCGUCUCCGCCACCGCGGAUGAUGAAGAUGCGGCAAUUUUUUGCUUGGACGCAAUGUUCAUGGUGACGAUGCGCAAUCGAGACAGAGUUCACGCGGUUUUGCCUAUUCUAACGACAUAUCUCGGCGAAAUCCUCCGGGCGGCGAAGAAGCCGUCGCCGGCGUGCGAGAUAAUCGUCUUUGAGUUGAUUCGUCUGUGCGUCGUGUUGAUUCCGAACGAUGAAGACGUCGCAGACGAUUUGGUGGAAUCCUUGCGAUUGUUGUUUUCACUCGAGCCAACUGUCGCGGAUGCAUUCCUCAGUCGUAUCGCCGCGCAAAUCGACUCCCUCAUCGAAGUCGGUGCGCGCAAUAUCAAGACGCAGCAGAGCUGGGACACGAUGUGUAAGCUCCUGAUGGCGAGUGCCUUGCAUCCGGGAGCCGCGGAGAAAGGAUUCUCUGCGCUCUCGAGAAUCAUGAGAGAAGCUGCGAACGUGAAUGCGGUGAACGUGCGAUCGUGUCUAGAGGCGGCGAGCUCGUUCGUUGAUAGCGACCAGGGUGGAGAUGAGCGCAGUAUUGCUGCUCUACAACUGCUUUCCGACGCCAACGUAGCCGUUUGCGCGUGGGCUUCGAAUUCCACGGUUACUGAUGAGGAAAGGACAGAGGUCAUCGCCGGCGCGUGGGGCGAUUUAGUUCGUGAACUCGGACGAAUCAGUUUUGAGGACACUCGAGCGGCGGUUCGAGACGACGCCGUUCUGACACUCCAGCGCGUGUUAUUAGGCGCUGAAUCCCUCGACGCGGGGGGCGAUUUGUGGCUGACGACGUUUGACUCGGUGUUGCUCACCAUGCUCAACGAACUCACGGAGACGGUUCGUAAGACUCGCGGAAGAGAUAGCGGCGCGGCAGAAAAUACUGCGCGUAUCGCGGUCGCGUGCGUGACGAAGACGUUCCUUCAGUACGGCUCUAAAAUGAAGGCAGAAGAUGGCUCGGCAUUUGGCGGUACGCUCUUAGCAAUCAUGGACGCCGCGUCAUUACUCCAAAAGCACGCAAAAACGGAGGAGCUCGUCGACGCGGUGCCGGAAGCCAUUAAAAACGUUCUUCUAGUUUUGUGCGCGGGCGAGAUCGUUGAGCGUGAUGAUCCUCUCUGGGGCAAGAUGUGGGGCAAAGCUGGCGCGAUGGACGUCGAGCUGACGCCUGCGGCGCUCGGCCUCAACCCGACACCGAUGUCCCCUCGCGCGGAGGCACUGCCCGUCGCAGUCGAAGCGACGUCGCCUCAGUGA